AUGGGCGCAGAGUACUCUGGUCGUCAGAGUAUUCCACCGCCUGACAACGACAAGCCGGCAGAUCCUCCACCAAAAGAAGCUGAGCAGCCGGAGGAAGUUGACAUCCCUGUGCGCGCGGAUACCGGCUCGCCUGCACUCACCAAGAUGCAGCUGCGAGAGCAGGUGUACCUGGAGGCGAGUAUUAACUACGAGACGAAGUGGUCGCAACUAUUUUCGUGGCUGGUGUUUGGGAAGACCAAGGACGGUUUUCCUUAUGUGAAGUGCUCCAUCUGCAUGUCGUACGCGAAGGGGAACACGAGGUAUUCCAUGCAAGGUGACGACGGUGGCCGUGACUUGCAGACGCAGUCGUUCAGGGCGCACGAGCAUACGGACGCACACAAGGCGGCGGUGGAUCUGCAGUUGAAGCUUGCGGCGGGCAUCCGCGAGGGCCAGCAGGCGAUUUCUGACUUCAUCAACUCCGACGUCGAGAGGUGGCGCGCGAUUCGACUCGUGCGGUCUACGCAUGAGGCGUUGGCUGUGAAGGACGCCGCUGAGUCAAACGAGGAUUUUGGCAUGGUCGACAAGGUGGUGCGCACAGUGGCGACGCUUCUCGGAAACUCAAGCGUGUGGAGUCAGCGGUUCAAGUACCUGCAGCGAGUGAUCUACCAGACAAACCUCGAGGUCCAAGGGAUCCACACGGCCUACGAGAUUGUGACGUGCUACAAGUUCCAGUUCUGUUUGUUUUUCCUGGCUGAUAUUCUGGCCGACAUGAACGACCUCAACCGCUGCUUCCAGAGGCGCGAGCUGGAUGUGACUGAGAUUUCGAAGACUAUUGAGUCCACCACGGGUGAUCUGACGGAGCGCUACUUGACGACAAACAAACCAUUCGGGGGCGAGGGGAAGAGCUGGGUGUUACACUUCCUCAAGGUCCACAAGGAGGGUGGAGGCAAGCAGGUCCGGGUUCGAGGCGUGGACGGAGAGGGACGCCCAAUCAACCACCUCUACACAAUGCAUGAGAGGAAGCUGAAGGGCCACAAGCAGGGAAGCACCUACGCAUGCUGCGUGAAGCUGUGCCGCCAAUUUGCCCGCGACUGCGUGGACAACCUCAACACCCGGCUGGAUGACACCAGGCCCGACGAAGCUGUUCCGGGCGGGGAAGUGGCCGAAGAUCAAGGCGCAGCGAGAGAAGAAGUGCGAGGAGUGGCUGCACGGAUGCAGUAG
Messenger RNA from Closterium sp. Naga37s-1, 1200 nucleotides. NCBI's taxonomy places the organism in Eukaryota, Viridiplantae, Streptophyta, Zygnematophyceae, Desmidiales, Closteriaceae. The record is from the annotation of a GenBank genome assembly.